GAAAUCACUCCUUUUAUAGUUAACGGAGCGCGCAGCGGCUGUUUUCCGGGUUCACGGUGGCGCAGCAUGUAGAGGAGGCGGCCCGCCGGGAGACACCUGGACGCACCGGAGCCGGACGCAGCGCAUCGAUCCGCACUUAUCGAUCAGCUAUCGGUGAAGCAUGGGGAACCUGAUCAAGGUGUUGACCAGAGACAUCGACAACAACGGAGGAAACUUCUUCCUGGACUUUGAGAACGCUCAGCCCUCCCAGUCGGAGACGGAGGUGUGGGAGAAGGUGAACCAGGUGCUGAUGGAGGCUCGGGUCAUCCUGGACGAUCUGCAGGCCUACAGAGGAGCUGGAGAGGAGAUCCGACAGGCGAUCCAGAGUCCUGGUGUGGAGGGCGUUCAGGAGAAGGCCUGGUCGGCUGUGGUUCCUCUGGUCGCAAAACUCAAAACCUUCUACGAGUUCUCCCAGAAGCUUGAGUCCAGCCUGCAGUGUCUCCUGGACGUCCUCACCAGCUCCAGCUCGACUCCGACUCAACACCUGGAGCAGAAACAGGCUCUGGCUCGUCAGUUCGCCCACAUCCUUCAUUUCACGCUGCGCUUCGAUGAACUCAAGAUGACAAACCCGGCAAUCCAGAACGACUUCAGCUACUACCGCCGGACCAUCAGCCGCAUGCGAAUCAACAACCUGUCUGCCAACGCAGGAAAUGAGGUCAACAAUGAGCUGGCCAAUCGGAUGUCUCUGUUUUACGCCAGUGCCACGCCGAUGCUGAAGACGUUAAGCGACGCCACGUCAAAGUUCGUCUCAGAUAAUCCAGACUUGCCGAUUGAGAACACGACGGACUGCCUGAGCACGAUGGCCAGCGUGUGUAAAGUGAUGCUGGAGACGCCUGAGUAUCGCAGUCGGUUUGCCAGCGAGGAGACGGUGUUGUUCUGCCUCCGUGUGAUGGUCGGCGUCAUCAUCCUGUACGACCACGUUCAUCCGGCCGGAGCCUUCGUCAAGACGUCCAACAUAGACAUGAAAGGCUGCAUCAGGGUGCUGAAGGAGCAGCCGCCCAGCAGUGUGGAGGGUUUACUCAACGCUCUCAGGUACACGACCAAACAUCUGAACGAUGAGACUACCUCCAAGCAGAUCAAAAACAUGCUGCAGCCAAAUUAACUCACUGGAGCUGAAACUGGAACGAUGGACGCAGCGAGACGCAAGUGUUUUGGUCCAAAUUUCAACAGAACUACUGAACAAACCUUUUAGCUAAUAUUUCUUUGUGAUUGUUUUUGUUUUUUCACUCUCAUUUUUAAAAACAAAAAAAAAACUGUUUUUGUUGUUUAAAAAGAAAAAUACAAGAAAAAAGAGAAAGAAGCCAAGAAGAGAUGGAGUAAAAGAAUCAGCUCAAGUUGCCUUCACGUCACGUCAGCUUUACAAGUCUGGUUUAUAGUCUGGUAACGGUAGUGCAGCUAACUUUUACCUCAGGAAAUUUAAUUUGCUUGUAGUUACAAAUUUUCAGAAAACACUGCUAGCAUUCUGCUAGCGCCCCCUAAUGGCUCAUUACAGUCACAAUCUGAUGAGUCUGUUUCUGGUUAUAAAAUAGCGACGUCCAUGAAAAUUGACAACAGAAACAUUGCUGUGAAAACUGGAACAAGUUGCUGCAAUGCGACUUAAACUGAUGAACUUCGUUGGAUGUUUUUGAACCUCAGCAGCGGCUUAGUGUGACUCAGUAGAUUUGGACUGCAGGUAUAUUUUCAUGCACCAACAAAAAUUCUAACAUUUUUAGGUAUCAAUGGUUCAUGUAGAGUAGAAGUUUUGACAGGGACACAAAGUUAACUGCACGUUUUUCAAGGAAUUUACUUCCUACACUAGAUGAAGACAAGUUCAGGAUUUUCAAAAAAAUUCUGAAAACUUAAACUGCAACUGCGAAAAAACCAUAAAGGAUAUUAAUGCACAGAUUUACACAGAUAACAUUUCAAGCCUUGUGACCCGUUUAAACUUCAAAUGAAGUUUCCACUGUAAAAUCUACCGGAGCUGCAAGGUUCUAAAGUAAUUUUGGGAGUUGUCAGGCCGACUUCCCAUUCAUUUCAAUGGAGAUUUUUAACAGUUUUUUUAACACAGAAUUUUGUAAAAACCGUACGACAAAUCACUAACAAAAAACACAGCAAACCUUUUAUGUUUUAAUUUAUGUUUUGUAUGGGUUUUCUUAAAGCUGCUGGAUGAGUUAGGUGCCAGAAACUGUGUUGGAAGAAUUUAUAAUACGAAUAAGGCCGAGCCUUAAAACUUCAACAAAUGAAUAACGUAGUCGUACAUUCAUUAUAAAUUGCAGAAGGUGGCGCUGUCUCCAAACAAAGGGUUUUAGACUUAGACCUGAAAGUGGAGCCUCUGGUGCUGCAGACACGUAUUAAAAUUAGCUUCAUUACAAGAAACAACAACUUCUGCAUGUCCCUGUAGUCUGCUUUUCCCAUCUGCUCAUUCAUCUCUGGUGUAACUUUCAUAAAGAGAAAACCAUCAACAGCCUUCCAGGAUUAAUCUGUUAUUUUUUGUGGCUGGAAGAAGAAACUACCUGUGGACGUCUUCACAGCUUUGACCUGGUCCAAUCUGAUGGAGACUGUUGGAUUUAACUCAUUUAAUGUUUAAUGGGAGUCAUCAGUGUUGUGCUUUCUACUGAGGGUCUACGUCAAGUCAGUUUCAUCAUUUCCCCAAAACCACGAGAGUCUAUUUGACUCCUCCACACAUGUAAACAGGCUGAAACCGUGUCGGUACGAAAGACGUAGAUGUGUCCUACGUAUGCUGUAGACUCCCACGAUUUAUCAACGUAGUCGGCAGCAUGUCAGCAAUAGAACAUAAUAGAGGCCUAAGUAACAACAUGCCAAAGAAGUCAUCGCUGAAGCCGCCUCUUGUUCAACCUGACACCCAAAAAGUCCAGUUUAAAUUCUGCCACUAGCAGUUUGUGUAUCGCAGCGCAACAACCGACAUGCUGGAACAAUUAAAAACAGCAGUUAACUCAUCUGUGUUUUAGUCCUCAAUGCUUCUUGUGUUGGAAUCAGGAGAAAAUAACCAGGUUACGUUGAUUUAACACCAAAUACCAGCUUUUAUGUUGAUGUAGAAUUCAUUUAGGCUGACAAGGCUGCAGGUAGAAUCACUCAGUGGUCUGUGGAAAGAUUUUUAUGUUUCUCUGAGACCAAUCGAUUGGUUGAAGAGUUGGUACGAUUUCCUUUGUUUCGCUCCCCUGCUCACUGGAAAUGGCAGGUUUGAUGAGGAUUUUCACUGAGCCUCACACUUUUCCACUCCCUGUUCCACCAAAACAACUCCUCCAUCACUGUUUUACAUCUGGGAUAAAAACACCACCUAGGUCGAUUGUGGUUGGUUUAAAGUGUUUCCUCUCCUACAGAAAAACGAGAAUAGAUGAAUCCACUGUGGUCCUUGUAGAGACAAACAAGUCAUUUAGUCUUUAGGACAAAACAACAACCCGAACCAAAAACUGUUUACAAAAAGACUGUUAAGUACCACGAACAGGACGAUUAUCAGUAUUUAAACAAUGUUGGAUCAACAUGUGGGACCAAGACAACAUCUGAGGUUGAUUGAUUAAGAGGAAACAUCUCGACCUGCAGCGGUUCUACAUGUUGGCUGUUUGCGUUCUCAGCUGAUCUGUACUUCUGACGUGACGUGAACGCAGCUUUGACAGUUUUCAGGCAGCACAGAUCUGUUAGUGUCCGUCUAUUUAAAGUGCUCUGGUAAUUCAACAGUCUUCUUCAUUUUAACCCGUUUUCCAUCACCUGAAGCCCAGGAGUUCUUCCACUGGUUCGAUUUAAAUUCCUCGGCUGCAGUUUCUACCUCAGAGAAAAGCCUCUGUGGCCAAAGUUGCACUUUUCAGUUGACCGCUGGAGUCACGAUUUCACAGGAUAAACACGUUUAUCAGGAAUUCUACAGUAAAAUGAUGGUUUAUGAGACUGUCUUAACACAUCAGAGGUAAUAAUUUUAAGGUUCAUCAUUGUCAGAUCUAUUUCAAAGGCUCUGGAAACGUGGUUUCUCAAAACACGACUCCAGUAUACAACCAAAAAUCUGUCAGAUUAUGUCUCAACAUUUCCAUCCAUCGCAUCGGUGCUCCUGAUAUUCAGCAGGUUUGUCUGUAAAAUCACUGUUUCAAUGAGAAUGCCUUUUUUCACAGUUUUCAAACUCCUUUUUGGUCAUACAUCUGUCUGAGCUGCAGUAACUGAGGGGAGACUAGAGGCUUUUCUGAGCACCGACUCGUAGCUUCUACUGAUGCUAAUGAGACGUUCAGGGCACAUCUGUAAACUGCAGCUUCAGAAAAACAACCAAAGGAAAAGCGUUAAACAGUUCAGUAGCCAGAUAUCUGGGUCAAACUGAAACAGCCGUUGACUAUCAUUCAGUAAAGCAAAGACAUUUCAGACUGUGUCCUCACUGAGAAUCUUUUUUUAAAGUCCGCUGAAUUCAAGUUAAAGGUGAACUGAGCUGCCUGGAAGGUAGGAAAUCCAUCUGAAACCAUCUGUUGGGAGUGAGGCGAUGAAAGAAGCACUGUGACGAGGACGAUACGGUAUAGACACGAGGAAAACCUCAGACUGAUGCAGACUUUACUUUUUUAAACGUUCGAACACGAUGUGAUUAGUGGGACUGUUGACUGGAAGCUUUUCAUUUUGCUCUGUAUGUUAACGCUGCAGCGGCAGGGAUUGUAUGGCAUUAACUGUUUUAAAUGAUGUCUUUGUCGGCCAAAUAAAGUUUUUACAUUUUUAAGAAAA
This is a messenger RNA of Amphiprion ocellaris (clown anemonefish), 4725 nucleotides long. RefSeq names its product CYFIP-related Rac1 interactor B-like. The coding region runs from base 161 to 1141 and encodes 326 amino acids. The record is from RefSeq and is a predicted model, not a curated record. Gene Ontology annotation, biological process: positive regulation of T cell activation; regulation of actin filament polymerization. The transcript is spliced from 11 exons. Lineage: Eukaryota; Metazoa; Chordata; Actinopteri; Pomacentridae. Gene Ontology annotation, molecular function: small GTPase binding.